Messenger RNA from Pimephales promelas (fathead minnow), 1784 nucleotides. NCBI's taxonomy places the organism in Eukaryota, Metazoa, Chordata, Actinopteri, Cypriniformes, Leuciscidae. The record is from RefSeq and is a predicted model, not a curated record.
ACAGAAAGAGAGACUCAGCCGGGGGGAGAGUAGCAGAGAACGGAGAAUACCCUCAGGCUGUUGCAGAGCUCAAUCCUGUGCGAGACAGAGCCUGUUUUUUAUUUUAUUCUGCGAGUGAAGUUGAUUUGAGUUCAGUUUUUUUUUUUCUGGAGGGAGCGUGUUGUGGAUCAUGCAGGGCAGGGCUGGACGAGCCGCCCGUAAAGAUGCAGUGUGUGAAACACCUCAGCAGGGCAGGAGUCUGGGGGAGAUGGAGGUAGAGGGGGAAACAGCAGCGCCCGUAGGGGUAAAACCAAAAGUGGUCGAGCCGUUGGACUAUGAGAGUGUACUUGUCCAGAGGAAAACUCAGAUACUCAGCGAUGUCCUCAGAGACAUGCUGCAGUUUCCUAUUGAUGACUUUCAGAUCUCCAUUUUGAAGCGUCAGGGCAGAACACUGUACUCUUCAGUUCCAGAUGGGGCAGAAAAGAGAGCCAGCAGCUUGCUAGUCCAGGAGUGCAUCAAGACCUACAACUCUGAUUGGCAUAUGGUGAACUACAAAUACGAGGAUUAUUCUGGAGACUUCCGCCAACUUCCAAAUAAAGUUCCUCGGCCAGAGAAGCUAGCGAGUCACGUGUUUGAGGUGGACGAGGACGCAGAUAAAGAGGAGGAUGCCGCAUCAUUGGGUUCCCAAAGAGGGGGCGUGUCCAAGCACGGCUGGCUGUAUAAAGCAAACAUGAACAGUGCCAUCAGUGUUACCAUGAGGUCUUUUAAGAGAAGGUAUUUCCACUUGACCCAGCUGGGAGAUGGAUCGUACAACUUGAACUUCUACAAAGAUGAGAAAAUAUCUAAAGAACCCAAGGGAACCAUCUUCCUGGACUCAUGCAUGGGUGUCAUCCAGAACAGUAAAGUGCGGCGUUUCGCGUUUGAGCUGAAGAUGCAGGAUAAAAGCACGUAUCUUCUGGCUGCAGACAGCGAAGGAGAGAUGGAUGACUGGAUCAGCACUCUCAACAAGAUCCUCCACAGCAGUUUUGAGCUCGCCAUGCAGGAGAGGAGGAACGGGGAACUGCACGAUGAUGAUGAGCUGGGCAAGACAGACAUAUCACCAGGGAAUUUUCAGGACAGUUUCCAGAGUGCGAGAGACAUUGAGACCAAGAUGAGGAGUGAGACUCGUCUGAAACUCUUCACUCUGGACCCUGACACACAGAGACUCGAUUUGUCUGGCAUCGAACCUGAUGUGAAGCAGUUUGAGGAGAAGUUUGGAAAGAGAGUAUUGGUCAGCUGCAAUGAUCUGUCUUUCAACCUUCAGAGCUGUGUGGCAGAGAAUGAGGAGGGACCUACUACUAACGUACGAUUCACACACACAAUCACAGUGGUUCUGUGGUUAUAAAGCUAUUUUCUUUGGCUUAGUGUCACUGUCUCUGAUGAGGGAUGUGUUGUGGUAUCCAGCCAAACUCCAUGGGAAAGGGAGAAUUUGUGUGUAUAUUUGAUUGUCAUCCCUGUACAUGAUUACAUAAAGGUAAAUGUGUAAUUAUUUGAAUGUUAAACCCCUUUCUCCUAUUUCAGUUUAAUUUGCACACACUCAUAGAAGACUUGAGUGCUCAAUAGACUAUCAGUAUAAACACUGUGCCUCUGUGGCGCUUUCAAAAAUUACUCUGACAUGUUGGAGCGCUCUAACAGACAAUCAACCUUAGCUCAACACACACUUCUGGCACAGAUUACCCUUGAGAAGACAUUACCCUAAAGAAAAUAUAUUUGCUUAUGCAUGAAUGAUCAAUAUAUUACAUUAUCUAUUGUAUAUUUUAAAAUAU